AUGGUGAAUGCUUUAUGUUUUGCUGCACACGACCAAGUUUCAAAACAAUUUACUGAUAAGCACUCCAUUACAACAAAUUUUUUCGCUGGUGCUGCCGCUGGUGCUUGUCAGGCGUUUGUCGUAUCUCCCAUGGAACUGCUUAAAAUACGCCUACAAAUACAAACUGAAGUGGAAAUAUCAAAUUCCCCUUCUGAUAUAGCCAAGAAGAUACUUCGUGAGAAGGGCGUGCGUUAUCUCACUCGAGGUUUUCUUUCGACGCAAGUACGUGAUUGCCCAGCAAUGGGUGUAUAUUUUGCCUCAUUCGAAUACAUUGGUCGUCAAAUUAGUAGCACUAACAACAUUGAGGGGCUUAAUUCUUGGCAAUUGUUACUAGCCGGUGGUGGUGCAGGAAUGCUCUCUUGGUUGGCUAACUAUCCUUCUGAUAUUAUCAAGACUCGUUUCCAAGCUGACGAGAGAUACUCAAAUUGUAAGUGA
Meloidogyne enterolobii is the source of this 474-nucleotide messenger RNA. Lineage: Eukaryota; Metazoa; Nematoda; Chromadorea; Rhabditida; Meloidogynidae. The record is from the annotation of a GenBank genome assembly.